AAACCCGUUGAAAACGCCCAAAAACCAGCAGAAAAUUUUCCCAAGUUCGUAGCCAGGAGAAGCGCAAAUGGAACAGUCCGGCGUCAAGAAAUCGAACAAGAUCACAGAGAUCGUGCGGAUGCAGCAGAUGCUCAAGAAGUGGCGCAAGCUCUCCGUCGCCCCCAAGGACCCCAACUCGGCCACCGCCGGCGCCAACGGCAAUGCCGGCGGCGGCGGCGAGAGCAAGGCCAAGAAGUUUCUGAAGCGGACCCUGUCCUUCACGGACGGCCCCCCCUCAGGCUCGCCGCCGAAGGGCCACCUGGCGGUGUGCGUGGGCCCCGCAAUGCAGAGGUUCGUGAUCCCGACGGAGUACCUGAAGCACCGCGCGUUCGCGGCGCUGCUGCGGGAGGCGGAGGAGGAGUUCGGGUUCCAGCAGGAGGGCGUGCUCCGCAUCCCCUGCGAAGUCCCCGUCUUCGAGACCAUCCUCAAGGCCGUCGAGAAGAAUAAGGAUGCCGCACUCUGCUACUGCAGCGUCGAGUACGCCGCCGACGAGGUCGGCAACGGCACGCCCCACAACCCGCUCUGCAGAUAGGCGGGGCUCAAGAACACCGCCGCUUCUUGGCUGUGCCAAAACAAAAA
This is a messenger RNA of Phragmites australis (common reed), 618 nucleotides long. RefSeq names its product auxin-responsive protein SAUR50-like. Gene Ontology annotation, biological process: response to auxin. The record is from RefSeq and is a predicted model, not a curated record. The coding region runs from base 68 to 571 and encodes 167 amino acids. The transcript has a single exon. NCBI's taxonomy places the organism in Eukaryota, Viridiplantae, Streptophyta, Magnoliopsida, Poales, Poaceae.